This is a messenger RNA of Eptesicus fuscus (big brown bat), 2305 nucleotides long. RefSeq names its product mannosidase endo-alpha like (gene MANEAL). The transcript has 4 exons. Gene Ontology annotation, molecular function: alpha-mannosidase activity. The record is from RefSeq and is a predicted model, not a curated record. Gene Ontology annotation, cellular component: Golgi apparatus. The coding region runs from base 1 to 1380 and encodes 459 amino acids. Lineage: Eukaryota; Metazoa; Chordata; Mammalia; Chiroptera; Vespertilionidae.
AUGGCCCGGCGGCGCCGCCGCGCCUGCAUCGCGCUGUUCCUGGUGCUGCUCUUCGCCUUCGGCACGCUCAUGGGCCUGCGCACGCUCAAGGCUCCGGACGGACUCCCGGCUCUGGGCCCGGGCCUGGAGCUGGCGUCCUUGGAGCGACGCCCGGAGGGGGGCCCCGCGCCCGCGCCGGCCGCCCGGGCCCCCGCCGCCCCCGCCGCGCCGCCGCCCCCGCCGCCGCCGCCCGGCACCGCGGGUCCGGGUGGUCCCCCGGAACCGGCCCCCGCAGAGGCUGAGCCCGUCCCCGGGCAGAGUCUGCGGGUCUACUCGGACCUGCACGCCUUCUACUACUCGUGGUACGGGAGCCCGCGGCGCGAGGGCCACUACAUCCACUGGGACCACGUCAUGGUGCCGCACUGGGACCCCAAGAUCUCGGCCAGCUACCCCCGCGGCCGCCACAGUCCCCCCGACGACUUGGGCUCCAGCUUCUACCCGGAGCUGGGGCCCUACAGCUCCCGGGACCCCGACGUGCUGCGGGAGCACAUGACCCAGCUUAAGGAAGCCGCCAUCGGCGUCCUGGUCCUGUCCUGGUAUCCACCUGGCAUGGCUGAUGAUAAUGGGGAACCCUCCGAUGACCUGGUGCCCGCCAUUCUGGACACCGCCCAUCAGUACAACAUCCAGGUGGCCUUCCACAUCCAACCCUACAAGGGCCGGGAUGACAUCACGCUGCAUGACAACAUCAAGUACAUCAUUGACACGUAUGGCUCCCAUGGCGCGUUUUACCGCUAUAAGAACAGCAUGGGAAAGAGCCUCCCACUCUUUUAUAUCUACGACUCAUACCUGACAACCCCUGAGGCCUGGGCCCAUCUCCUGACACCAAAUGGGCUGCACUCAAUCCGCAACACCCCCUAUGAUGGGGUCUUCAUAGCGCUGCUGGUGGAGGAGGGCCACACCCAUGACAUCCUGGCCGCCGGAUUUGAUGGCAUGUACACCUACUUUGCCUCCAAUGGUUUCUCCUUCGGCUCUUCCCAUCAGAACUGGAAAGCUGUGAAGAACUUUUGUGAUGCCAACAACCUCAUGUUCAUUCCCAGUGUGGGGCCUGGGUACAUUGACACUAGCAUCCGGCCCUGGAAUAACCACAACACGCGGAACAGGGUCAAUGGCAAGUACUAUGAGACAGCCCUGCAGGCAGCCCUGACAGUGAGGCCCGAGAUCGUCUCCAUCACCUCUUUCAAUGAGUGGCACGAGGGCACCCAGAUUGAGAAGGCCAUUCCCAAGAAGACGCCAACUCGUCUGUACUUGGACUACCUGCCUCACCAGCCCAGCCUGUACCUGGAGCUGACUCGCCGCUGGGCGGAGCACUUCAUCAAAGAGAAGGAGCAGUGGCUGAUGUGAGGGGCCUGCAAACAGGGCCCGAGGUGCCGAUGUCCCAGCCUCACUGGAAUAUUGUCUCCAUGUGGGGCUCAGCUGAGGGUGUCGGCACUCGCCGUCUCCAUGUCGGCAGCUGGUGCCUCUGGGUGGGCCAUCAGGCCUGGGCCCAUGUAGGACCAGAGCCUGUUCCUCAGGCACGUGGUGCUGGGUUGCUCUGCAGUGACAGGAAACUGGGCGGUGUUGCAGAGGGAACUGUAGAGGCUGGCAGGUGACUGGAUGUAGCCCAGGGUAGCUUCACAUCCUCAGUGAGAACAGACAUAAUCCCUUCUGGCUCUGAACUCAGCAGGUUGCUGUGGUGUGGUGGAGUCGCCAAGCCACUGCUCUAGGAAGGGUGUCAGGGUUCUGGGCUAGCAUGCACCCUGCUCCCUUCUGCCACCCCUGCCCUCCCUUCAGGCCUCCUUCCCACAUUGACCGUCUUGUCCAAGUUAGGGAACCAUACUUGAGAUUUUCUAAAAGGGAAAUUCUAGGUUUAAGCUAUUCCCAGUAGAUUCCUGAACCCAAUUUUCAGAAAAUAAUCCUGAGCAUUCACACAUUAAUUCAACACAGACUAACACUUUUACUAUGUGCCGGGAGCAAAUGACCAGAAAUGGUCCAUCUCCCUUACAGGACCCAGCUUCCCUCACUUGGUAUGUAUGGCCUUGUAGCUAGUGCAGGAGCACAGCUAUAGGUUUUACCUGUUUGCAGUUUUACCCACUGCUGGGCGUUCUGUUUUCUCUAAGAAAAUACCUCUGUACUCAAUCCUCCAUUUUCCCAGAUGAACAUUUAGCUUCAGGGAGAGAACUAGGACUUCCCCCUCCCUUUAGCUGCCCAAACCGGAAUGAGGCCCAUUCACUAGAGCCAUUUUCAGUGCUACUGUGCUUUGUAUUAUUAAACGAUGUGGUAUUCUCAA